AUGAACCUCAAUUGUCGGCUUUACUGGCCCGUCAUCCAGCACCACGUCUACGACAGGCAGCGAUCUGUCACUGAUAACACGCUUACCGCGUCUCCAUUCCGCAUAGAGCGUGCUCUGUCUCAUGAACAGGGAAGCCCUAAGAAAGAGAUAUUGGGAGCCUUGAUCUGCGGACUGUGCGUGGGAUCCCUGUUUGCCUACAUUUUCAUCUCUUCCUCCUACGAUUUGCUUCACCCCCGUGCCCUUUUCUACUCUCGAGCGGAGCGGGAGCGGGGUCCGAUCCCCACGCAUCCGGAGGUGGACGGGAAGGCUGUCCUCGGUGACCAUUCCCGCCAGGAAGUCGCUCAUCGAGGUGAAGGGGUGUUGGCGGAAGAGAUCUCGAGGAGGGUGAGGGUCCUGUGUUUGGUCUUGACCCAGCCGGAGAACCACGAGAAGAAGGCCAAGCACGUGAAGGCCACGUGGGGGAAACGAUGCAAUGUCCUUCUCUUCAUGAGUUCCCAGGAAGACCCAUCCUUGCCCACCGUGGCCUUGAAGGUGAAGGAGGAUCGGGACGAGCUGUGGAACAAGACCCGGGAGGCGUUCCGAUACGUGUACCAGCAUCACCGGAACGACGCAGACUGGUUCCUCAAAGCAGACGACGACACCUACGUCAUCGUGGAGAACCUCCGCCACAUGCUCCUCCACCGCGACCCACUGGAGCCAGUCGUCUUCGGCUGUUGGCUUUUGGACCCAUUUAAAGGCUACGUGCUGAGCCGAGAGGCGCUGGCGAGAUUCGUGGAGAAGGCCCUGCCCAAUCCCAAAUUAUGUUCUCUUCGUGGGAUCGCCGAGGACGUCUCUAUGUGUUUGUCCCUCUUACUUUGA
This is a messenger RNA of Darwinula stevensoni, 858 nucleotides long. Lineage: Eukaryota; Metazoa; Arthropoda; Ostracoda; Podocopida; Darwinulidae. The record is from the annotation of a GenBank genome assembly.